ACCCUGUAAGCCCCUAAGGGAAUCCCCUUUUCUAUUUUUUAUCGUCAUUGCUGCGGUAAGCCACUGCGAUAAGCCCUUCUUCUGAUGCAAUGUUUUGAGUUGUUCUAUCCCAUUCGUUCACAAUAAAAGAGAGCGGCAUAAUAGCCGUCUGUUCAGUUUCAUUCGGUACAAGCAUAGUCGUCGGUCCCUAGCUCACCAUGGACGGUUCUAAAAUCGCCUUGUGUUUUGUGCUAAUUUCAUUAUAUACCGCAAAAGUCCAGUGUAUCAAUGGUACAGCAUCAUCGCUUACCGGCUUUGGCUUCGAAGUGUUAGUAGCCAAACUUGAGCACCUGCAGGACAAGCUUCUCGAGACUGAGCAGAAGCUAUCCAAAGCCAUCAAUCAGCAGGAUCGCACGAUCGAGCGUCAGCUAGCCGCACUGCAGGCGCAGUCGCACAAGACGCUCUCCCUGCAGACAGCCUGGGCACAACAAGGGAAGUUGUGGAACGAUAUUCAAGCCCUAUCAUCAAAGGAAGAUAUAGCACGGUUUAAGCUUAGCUCAGGGCUAGAGCUGGCCAGCAUCUCGUCGCGAUCGUGCAAGGCGGCUGGGCAGGAGCAGUCGGGCAAAUUCUUAAUACAGCCUACGGCGCAUGAUGAACCAUUCUUGGGAUAUUGUGUUCAACAGUCCAAUUUCGGAGGAGGUUGGUUAGUUAUCCAACACCGUAACACGGACGAACGAAUGAACUUUAACCGCAACUGGAGCGAGUAUCGGAACGGGUUUGGAAGAGUUGAUGGUGAGUUCUGGUUUGGGCUGGAGCAUUUGCAUCGGUUGACUUCGGCCAGACAGUACGAGCUGUUGGUGGAGCUGAAAUAUGCUUUAGGAAACUCCGAGCAUGCACGGUAUAGUGCGUUCGAGAUCGGCAGUGAGGUGGAGCAGUAUUCGUUGAAGAAGCUUGGGCAUUACACAGGAACGGCGCACGACUUGAUGAGCAGUCAAGUGAGCAAGAAGUUUACGACGAGGGAUCGAAACAAUGGUACAACAAGGGAUGGUGACUGUGAAGGAGGAUGGUGGAUGAACCCUUGUACGCCUGCAAAUAUAAAUGGACUCCGCAACAAACGUUUCGCCCUUUUGUUAAGCAAAUUAUUGGUAUUCACGAGAAUGAUGAUUCGUGAAGUUUAGUGACCUAAGAAACCAUUAAUUGUAGGAAAUAAUUCUUUAAUGUUUUUUACGCAAAUAUUUAACGUCUAUUUCAAGUUUCCCGUCCCUCGUUGAAGAUUUCAACAUACACCGUACAUUGUUAUCCUUCCUGUAAAACUGGGCACCAAUAAAUUGUUUCCAUCUGUGAAUACUGUUUCCACGGACACUCUGUGUACGCACGGUAUAAUGCGUUCGAGAUCGGCAGUGAGGUGUAGCAGUUUUUGUAAAAGAAGCUUGUGCAUUACACAGGAACGGUAGACGACUCAAUGAAUAGCCUAAUUAAGAUGGGUCACAAAAAAAGUACAUAGCAAAAUCAAGAUUAUUAUCACAGUUCAUUUAGUAGCCAUUUAGUAGACCAGCGAUAAAAGAGCACUGUGCAUUGCGUCUCCUAACCGAGAGAGGCUCAAGGCACGCGAGAAGACGGCACCGCGCAGCAUACGGAGGAAGAUCAUUCUUUCCUGGCAGGUCUGUCACAACUAAUUUAACUGAAUUCGUUUCUUUUUGCUCGCGUACUAUGGACACAGGUGCUCAAAGACGCGUAUGAUAGAGUAGAUCAUCGGUUCCUGUUAACCAAAGAGAGUAAAUUAGGUCGGAUCCCCUUAUUGUCUGGCUCAGAUCUUACCUCGUAGGCUGCACAUAUCGAGUCAAAAUUAACCACAAAACUCCGUCGCUUAUCAGUUGUCAUUCCGGAGUACCACAGGGAAGCAACCUUGGCCUUUGGGGUGUUUCCCGAUAGCUCUUUUCUUUUAUACGCGGUUGAUGUGAGGCUUUUUAGUAGAGUGACGACAGUAUUAGAUUACAGGAUAUAAUCCACUCAUUCUGUGUAUGGUGUGCGACCAAUUACAACGUUGUGAGGGAUCUGGGCGUUGAACUAGACGAAAAACUCACCUUCAGGACACAUAUUGCGAACAUUAUUGAAAGAGCAAACAAAAUGUUAGGUUUCGUUAUCCGAAAAUCUACUGAAGUUAGAGAUCCUUUGUGUUUAAAGUCAUUGUAACUGUCUAGUCAGAUAUAUCCUUGAGUUUAGCUGUGUAGUGUGGUGUAGAAUUGAAUCUGUGCAACGUAGAUUUUCUAGAGUUGCGGUUCGUUGCCAUGCCCUUGGAGGGGAAAAUUUAAUAUGCCUGACACGCGAUGUUUGCUGCUUGGGUUACAAUCUCUCGAACAUCGCGGAAAAGUUGCACAAAGUGUGUUCAUAGCCAAGCUGCUGAAACAUGAGAUAGACGCGCCUGAGCUUGACAACGUACAUCCUUGUAAAAUGAGUAAAGGAUAACUUUAGCCUCAUACAACGACCCUCUAUUGACAAUGUGCAGACAGUUCAAUUCUCAUUUCGAAUCAUUUGACUUCCAUUUGUCUACGCAGAGCAUCUAAAACUAGGAUAUUACAUACGUACGCACUCGGUAAUAGGCAUGAUUAGUUUUAACAUAUAUAAUUUAAGUCGCAAGGGUCAUAGUUUAUGUAGCACCAGUCCCUAAAAUUGUCAAAUAAAUAAAUAAAUACAAUUAUUGCGAUCCUGCCAGGUGAGUAGGCGUAAGGCAUAUCGCGUGAGCAUUCGUUGAAUCGCCUGAAGUCGAGCAAUGGAAGAAGCAGUAAUCGGGCUCCAGGCUACGCACGAAUAUUCCAGAACCGAACGAACGAUACUGUGGCAGACAGCCUUAAUGCACAUCUACUUCUUC
Anopheles merus is the source of this 2848-nucleotide messenger RNA. RefSeq names its product angiopoietin-related protein 1-like. The transcript has a single exon. Bases 198 to 1157 code for a protein of 319 amino acids. The record is from RefSeq and is a predicted model, not a curated record. Lineage: Eukaryota; Metazoa; Arthropoda; Insecta; Diptera; Culicidae.